Molecule: messenger RNA, 546 nt
Organism: Choloepus didactylus (southern two-toed sloth)
Lineage: Eukaryota; Metazoa; Chordata; Mammalia; Pilosa; Megalonychidae
Product: olfactory receptor 19-like
Exons: 2
Coding region: 1-546 (181 amino acids)
Biological process (GO): G protein-coupled receptor signaling pathway
Cellular component (GO): membrane
Molecular function (GO): olfactory receptor activity; G protein-coupled receptor activity
Source: RefSeq, a predicted model, not a curated record
AUGUACAUGACCACGGUCUUUGGGAACCUGCUCAUCAUCCUGGCCACCAUCACUGACUCCCACCUCCACACACCCAUGUACUUCUUCCUCUCCAACCUGUCCUUUACAGACAUCUGUGUAUCUUCCACAACUGUCCCAAAGAUGCUGUUGAACAUCCAGACACAGAACAAUGUUAUAACCUAUGGAGGUUGCAUCACUCAGAUGUACUUUUUCCUAAUCUUUGCAGCAUUGGAUGACUUCCUCCUGGCUGUGAUGGCCUAUGACCGCUUCAUGGCCAUCUGUCACCCCCUGCACUACACGAUCACCAUGAACCUCAGGGUCUGUGUCCUGCUGGUUCUGGGGUCCUGGAUUAUAAUUGUCUUCUUAUUUUACAGUACAAGUCUAGGAGUGUACUUUAGUUCUUUUGCUAUGCAUAGUGCACAUGCUAGUGCACCAGCAUCGGUGAUGUACGCCGUGUUCACACCCAUGUUGAACCCUUUCCUCUACAGUUUGAGGAAUAAAGACAUAAAGGGAGCUCUGAAAAGAUUCUUCAGUGUAAAUUCUUAA